AUGGAGGUUGGAAACCACAGCAGUGUGACCCAGUUCAUCAUUUUGGGGUUAACAGAAGAUCCUACACUUAGUGUCAUCUUCUUUGUGAUAUUUCUAGGAAUCUAUGCGGUCACCUUAAUGGGCAACGUCAGCAUCAUUGUGUUAAUCAGAAGCAGCCCUCAGCUUCAUACCCCAAUGUACCUUUUCAUCUGUCAUUUGGCCUUUGUAGACAUCUGGUUCUCUUCCUCAGUCACACCUGUCAUGCUCAUGGGCUUCCUGAGGAAAGGAAUCUCUCUGCCUGUUGCUGGCUGUGUGGCCCAGCUCUGUUCUGUGGUCACCUUUGGGAGCGCUGAGUGCUUCCUGCUGGCUGCCAUGGCCUAUGAUCGCUAUGUCGCCAUCUGCUCUCCCCUGUGCUACUCCUCCCACAUGGCCCCCAGAAUCUGCCUUCUCUUAGUGGCGAUGUCCUACCUGGGUGGAUGUGUGAAUGCUUGGACAUUCACUGGAUGUUUAUUGAGUCUGUCUUUCUGUGGACCAAAUCAGGUAAGUCACUUUUUCUGUGAUUUCUCCCCUUUGCUGAAACUUUCUUGCUCAGAUAUCUCCAUUAUUGAAAUUAUCCCUUCCGUUUCUUCUGGAUCCAUCAUUGUGGUCACGAUGUUUGUGAUAUCUGUCUCUUACAUCUGUAUCCUCAUCACAAUCCUGAAGAUACGCUCUGCUGAAGGGCGACACAAGGCCUUCUCCACCUGCACCUCCCACCUCACUGCGGUUACUCUCUUCUAUGGAACCAUCACAUUCAUUUAUGUGCUGCCCAAGUCCAGCUACUCACCUGAACAGAACAGAGUGACGUCUGUGUUCUACACGGUGGUGAUCCCCAUGUUGAAUCCCCUCAUCUACAGUCUGAGGAACAGAGAUGUGAAGGAGGCCAUGAGAAAGGCAGCUGUCAGAUUAUAUUCUUAG
This is a messenger RNA of Rhinolophus ferrumequinum (greater horseshoe bat), 933 nucleotides long. RefSeq names its product olfactory receptor 491-like. Gene Ontology annotation, biological process: G protein-coupled receptor signaling pathway; sensory perception of smell. Bases 1 to 933 code for a protein of 310 amino acids. The record is from RefSeq and is a predicted model, not a curated record. Gene Ontology annotation, cellular component: membrane. NCBI's taxonomy places the organism in Eukaryota, Metazoa, Chordata, Mammalia, Chiroptera, Rhinolophidae. Gene Ontology annotation, molecular function: odorant binding; G protein-coupled receptor activity; olfactory receptor activity. The transcript has a single exon.